This is a messenger RNA of Apis cerana (Asiatic honeybee), 1735 nucleotides long. Its product is annotated as alkylglycerol monooxygenase. Gene Ontology annotation, cellular component: endoplasmic reticulum. NCBI's taxonomy places the organism in Eukaryota, Metazoa, Arthropoda, Insecta, Hymenoptera, Apidae. The record is from RefSeq and is a predicted model, not a curated record. Gene Ontology annotation, molecular function: glyceryl-ether monooxygenase activity; iron ion binding. Gene Ontology annotation, biological process: lipid biosynthetic process.
UAACAAAUAAAAUGAAUGUCUCGAACGUUGAUUUGAUUAACGAGUUGAAGAACGCAGGAAAAUUGUGGUACUUUAUUAACCCCUAUGAAACUAUCUUCGAAUUCCCGCAUGAAGUUCCUGAUUAUCAUCAGCAGGUAUGGUUACCAUUCUUCAUCCUAAUUAUAUUGGAGCAAAUUAUAUUAAUAUUUAAAAAGAAAAAGAAGUUCCGUUUGAACGAUCAAAUGACAUCUUUAUCUCAUUGGUUAUUUCAAGAAACUGGCCGUAUUUUUUUCCGCGGCGCUGAAUAUUACGCAUACAUCAUAAUUUACGAGAAAUAUCGCUUGUGGAAUCUCCCUUGGAACUCAGCAUGGACUUGGUGUCUCACAGCCGUGGGGGUGGAUUUCUGUUACUAUUGGGUUCACCGGAGUAACCAUGAGGUACAUUUUUUAUGGGCUCAACAUCAAGUACAUCAUAGCAGCGAAGAAUUCAAUCUCGCGGUUGGUUUGCGGCAAUCCAUUUUGCAACAUUGGUGUAAUUUUAUGUUAUAUCUACCUCUUGCAUUAUUUAUACCGCCAUCUCAUUUCAUCGCGCAUAAUCAAUUCAACUUAAUUUAUCAAUUAUGGAUUCAUACGACUGUCAUUGAUGAUCUUGGACCAUUAGAAUUAAUAUUUAACACACCAAAACAUCAUCGUGUACAUCAUGGUUGCAAUUUAUAUUGUUUAGACAAAAAUUAUGGUGGUGUCCUUAUCGUAUGGGAUAAAUUAUUUGGAACAUUUGAAAAAGAAAAAGAUGAAAUAAUUUAUGGUUUAGUUGUCAGUCCUCAAUCUUUUAAUCCUCUGUAUUUACAGAUCUUCUAUACUAUAGAAUUAAUUAAAAAAAGUAUAAAGAUUUCAAGUCUUACAAAUAAAUUAGCUGUUGUCUGGAAAGGUCCCAGUUGGUUUCCAGGUGCUCCUCGUUUAGGUCUAGAUGAAUACAAAGUUAAUGUCACAUCUAGAAUUAAAUAUGAUAAACAUAUACCAAUAUGGCAAAAUUUGUACAUAAUUAUACAUUUUUUCCUAGUUCUUUACAAUCAUUUUCGAAUUUAUGAUGAAACACAGAAUUUAUGGACCGUAUCAUCUGGAUUUAUGCUAAUUAAUAAUUUUCUUGCUCUUACCACUAUUGGUUUAUUGUUCGAUGAAUCAGCAUACGUUGCUAUUAUAGAAUUCAUUCGAUGCUUAAUUUAUAUAAUUUUCACGUUAAUAGAUAAUUCAAUAAAUAUAUAUAUUUAUUAUAUAUAUCUUGGAUCUUUUUGCUUUUGGAUUUUAUAUUUUAUUCGUGCAACAAAACCUUUAUAAAUAUAAAAAAUUAAUAAAAAAAAAUUAAUCUAAUUCUUUUUAAGAUAUGAUAAAAAUAUUUAUAUAUAACUAUUUUAUCACAUUCAUAUUUAUGUAAUUAAUAAUAUUUUAUUCAAUAUCAUUAUUAUAUAUAUUUCAUAAAUAAUAAACAUCACAAAAUAAAUAAAAAAUAAUGGAAUCCUUUAAAAAAUGAACAACAAUAAUUAUAUUUUAAUAAAUCUUAUAAUUACUUGUAAGUCUUGUAAAUCUUAUAAUUAUCUUAUUAUUCAUUCAGUUGUAUUAAAUUAGAACGAAAAUAUGUAAAACUCGUGCUGAGAAGUGUUGAAAGCGAAUAUAUUUCUAAUUUGUUAUCAAAGUAUGUAAAAAAUACUGAUUAUCAAUUAUUUGUAUGUAAAUAAUGAAUAUAUUUUUUACAAAACUAA